AUGGUCUCUAUCAAGUCUGCCCUUCUCACUCUUGCAAUUUCCACCACCGCGCUGGCUGGCGUGCAAUGUGACAGCGACGAUGUAGAGGCAUCAAAGGACGAGCUCCAGCAGUGUAUCGAUGAACUUCACGGCCGAGGCCAGGAACUUUGUACCGUCCCAGGGGGAUAUCUAAACAAGGGGUUUGUCCAUAUUGGCACAGCCAUGAUCACGGGCAUGCAUCACGGGGAUAACACUGAAGAAGAUCAAAGCUCAUGGUGCUCGCAUAUUGCGGACGCUGCGCAGGACGCUCUUGACGAGUGUGGCAAGGGUAAAGAUACUGCCUCUGGUUCUAAGGAAGCUUAUGGAAACGGCAAUAUCCUGGUUAGUCUUAUUUGGCGGGACGAGGACGGUCCUGACACUUAA
This is a messenger RNA of Aspergillus puulaauensis, 402 nucleotides long. RefSeq lists its product as uncharacterized. The transcript is spliced from 3 exons. The coding region runs from base 1 to 402 and encodes 133 amino acids. The record is from RefSeq and is a predicted model, not a curated record. Lineage: Eukaryota; Fungi; Ascomycota; Eurotiomycetes; Eurotiales; Aspergillaceae.